CACGGUGCGCGUCUGCGCUUGUGCAGUUCCCUCACGCAGUUCCGAGGUCACCCAGCCUACCAGACGAUGCUACUGCCCGCCGCUCUGCCACCGCAAUGCGACACCAAUGUUCACUAACAUAUUCAACGGCAUACGAGCCGCUGCCGAAAGCUCUUUCGGACUCACCAACUCAGACACAGACGAUGUCGUCCCCCAGUCGCCCUCGGGUCCUGGCUUGCCUCCCAGUCCUUUCCUCGAGGAGUCACCGCCCGCCACGAAGGCCUCGCGCGUCCUCAUAGACCUCUCUUCGCCCAGAAAAUCUCCAAGCCGAACUCCACGCAAACAGGCGCAUUCGGAAAUGACCCGCCCAAGGCAGCACGUUACAAAGAGGAGCGAGGAUGAGAAGCGGUUAAUUGGGGAUUAUUCUAGACCUGCAGAUGCUGUUAGCAUGCCCGACCCAUCGACUUGGAUGCCGAAGAAGCGCGCUACGACUACAAAACCGGGUUCAAAUAGUGGCUUCAAGCCCGUAGACACGAUGCAUGCAGGACCCAACGCGUCAGGCCGAAAGCCUCUUACGUACGGCAAGCGCGAUCGGCUACAGCCGUCACUGAUCGGCCAGACGCAUGGCGCGGGACAGGUUGCCUACCUUCAGCAUAGAGAAAACAGAGCACCUGCAGCAACGGCUCGUCGUCCUUCUUCCUCAGAAAAUCAGGACCGACGGUCGGAUGGAGCCACGCCUGCAAAGCGUAGGAGGAUCGAUGAUAUCAUAUCACUUGUUGACGACGACGACGAAGUGGUGGAAAUAUCUCGAAACGAUCAUGAUACGUCUGCUGGCACGUCACGGGAAAGGCCGCGCUCUGCCUGGUCUCUACAUUCACAGAUGAGCAACGGGAGCGAGACCACAAUGGGCGAUUACAGGCCACCUCAAGCUACAAGCGAAUUCCGAGAAGCGGACAGUCUCCUUAGACCCUCCCAAAAGAAGCCAAGGAACUCGAGUUUCAACACAACCAAAGGUGGCAUGCGACGCUCUCCUCUCACCGGUGGUUCUCUGUCGACCAGCCCCGGCGCACACACUCCUCGGCAGACUAUAUUGCAGACUUUCCAACAAGGUGAAUCGAAGCAAAGUCCUAUGAAACACGACCAAGCCGAUAAAAAAGGCGACAUAGUCACGUCUCACUUCUUUCCCGAUGCCCGCAUCAAUGAGUCAACAUCAGAUUGCACAGAGAACCAACGUGUAAAAGCUGAAGACGAGGAUCUUCGCACCCGACACAAACCAGUGCCAAAGCAAGCGGAAUCUAUGGUUGAUAGCUACAGCGCAGAUGAGCUUGCCAUCACGCCUCCGCAACAAGGCACCAAAUCUGUUUCGAAGCAAAAGCAAAAGCAGACUGCAAACAGUGGGGUAAAGCGGAAUGCCCGCGGAAGGAUUGUAGAGGAAGUUUGGCCACUAUCGUUUGCACGAUCAUAUGACUUUGAGGGCCAUGGAUCGACAACCAAAGACGGUCAUGCUACGCUGCUAUUGAGAUGGAAGAAAGACGAGGGUUUACGUGUCCAGACUUGGGAUCCAGUGGAUGGUCUUUAUGAUUGCAAGUUCGUCAUCAAACCUAAAGACAUCAACAAAGUAUAUGCGGACGACACAAGUCGCAUUCGAUUGUUGGGGCCUCGUGCGACCGACGGCAACAUCCUGAACUUGGACCUGGAGUUUGCUGAUACUGCCGAUUUCUUCGUGUUCCGCAAUGACCACGCAGUGUUGAUGACGCCAGGCGGGAAGUGUAUCAAGAAGCCGGAUGAUUACAUGAUCCAGCUUUUCAACACACCUCUCCCACCGAGAAACGAAAAAGUGGGUACGUCUGCACUGGUGAACGAUUCAACAGCGGGUUUGGAACAGCCUCACCGCGAAAAAGGCCAUGGAGCAUCGAAAACACCUCUAUUGGAUCAGCUCAAGGUCGCUGCACACCAUCCCAGUACUGAUGCUAAACUCGACGCGACCACCAAGAGUAAAUCACUGACCCGCCCCCUACGUUCAAAAAGAUUGGCUCCGAUUAACUACGUCGAAGACACGCCUACACAGUCGGAUGUACCCAAAUUCUCGGUCGAGACUGGACUUGGGCAACCCUGGACUAGAUCUCUCGAGUUCGGCGAAGGUCGUCAACGCGCGAUAGUGCACUUUGAUGAUCUGCCCCGCCUAGAUGAGGAAGAAUUUUUGAACGACAGCCUGAUCGACUUCUACAUGAUCUACCUCUUUAAGCAGCUCAAAGUGCCUGCUGAUAAAGUGUACUUCUUCAACACCUACUUCUUCACGAAGCUUACCGAGAACUCUGGUCGGAAAUCUAUGGACUACAAGGCUGUGCAACGGUGGACGUCUAAGAUUGACAUCUUCAGCUACGACUACAUCGUUGUCCCUAUCAAUGAACAGGCUCAUUGGUACCUGGCGAUCAUCUGCAAUAUGUCGAAGGUUCAACGCAAACCGAUGGUCCAAGACUUCGAUGAGUCUCAGGCAAGUCCACACGAUCAAGCAAGCGAUUCAGCCGUGACAGGCACAAGCCCCGAGAAGCAUGCGACUACGGUACAGAAAUUAACCUCCCCAGAGCCAAGUGCCAUCAGUGAAGAAGCAAUAGCGGCCCGAACGAUUGAUGAAGAGCCGAUGCUUUUUGAUGAGGCGGCACUCUCUCUUGUCGACCGCGACGAUACUGGGACCGAACCCGCACAUCAAUCAGAGAAUACCCAAGCAGAUCCAACAUGCCGAAAUCAAGAUACAGAAACUUUAGCUGUGGCUGAAACUAGAAACACACACCCAGGAAUAUUGUCUCACUCCCAGUUCACCGUGUCUUCUGCAAGGAAAAAGGCAAAACGCAAGCCUAUAGCUAAAAGGGAUCCCGAUCAGCCUGUCAUUAUAGUGCUCGAUUCUCUUGGUGGUAAUGCCCGUACUGGAGCGGUUCGCGCUCUCAAAGACUGGAUAGCAGCGGAGGGUGCAAACAGGCGUGGUAUGGAGGCUGUCAUCAAAGAGAACGGCUAUUACCCCAAGAGUACACAGGUUCCAAUGCAGAACAACUUCACCGACUGCGGUGUUUACCUACUUGGCUACAUCGAGAAGUUCUUCCAAAAUCCCGAUGAUUUCAAGAACAAGCUGCUGACUGGAUCCAUGUCGGCUCAAGAAGACUGGCCGGAGCUGAAUCCAUCAGAAAUGAGGCACAAAAUGCGUCAGAUCAUAUUUGAUUGCUAUAAGAAGCAGGAAGAUGACAGGAGAGCACAGAGAAAGGCGAAAAAAGGCUCUGCGAGCUCAAAGACAUCACCAACUCCGGCAACGUAUAAACCUGCGGAUCUGGGCAGACACAAAUCUGAUGAGUUACCCAGUGAAGGAUCGAAGCUCGCACUCUCGCCGAACAACACAGGCGCGCAGCCUACAUCGCCACGAACUCAUUCACCUUCUCAUCCUCCACUCAGACUUGCAUCGCCGUUCAAUUUUGAUACGAAAUGUGCUUCUGCUGUCGAGCAAGCACCUCAAACAGCUGUCAGCAAGGUGUCUGACUCGCCACCUGUGCUCACAUUUCCUGCGAAGCAGGCCGUUGGUACUCCACGGUCAAAAGCGAUACCGAGACGCCACAGUCCCGAAGUCCGCAUCUCUAGCAGAACGCCCCAAUCACAUGAGUCUAUGCACAAGGGACAGAUCACUUCGAACAGAACGCCACGCCAAUCCAAAGAAAACGAUCAAACUAGUCAGAUACCCGGUACAUCGAGCCCCAAGAAGCGCCGAAGAGACGUUAACGAUAAUGAUGGGAUAAAAUCGCCAACAGCGAAGCGCCAGUUCAUUAGGUUGCCCCAACGACAUCAAGACAGCGAUAUGGAAAGUGAGCAAAUAGCUUCGCACAGCCGAGAGGGCAGUGUCCCCGAAGCACCUAUUGAGAUCAAAGACUCACAGGAAGCCAAAGUCAUCAACGUCGAUAAUCGCCAGCAGGUGCAGGCAACUUCAGCUGCUCAGCGCAAACCCGCAUCACGUCAUGCACGUCCCAGGGAAGGGCUCCGUCCUUCACCUACGUUUGAAGAGGAUACGCGUUUGUCGUACAGCACAAUGACUAAACAUGGUCAACACGAAGGUAGUCCUGUGGAUAGUGCGCUCCGGACAAAGCUGGACGAAGACGACUAUGCUAGGGACAACGCCCGGCGUUCAGAAGCACCUGCUCCUAGCAACACGAAUGUGGCGCUGGAGCGUAGAGAGGAGGGAUCUGAUCCAAUGGAAGGGAUCUCGCAGUCCACUCACGAUCUGCAACUUGAUGGAGUCAACGACGGAUCUGUGGUUCAAGAAACACCAGAACCUGAGAAGAGGACUACAACCGUACGAACUGGAUGGUCCAGGGACAAUCAUACCCUUCUUUAAUUGCUCAACAUGAAGCUUGUCUUAUGUUGUUCUGCGUGCGCCAGCUCAACAUUUUACUCAACACAUCUAUACCUAUCUUGGUUUCACAAAGGCGUCAUUUAUCAGGGACUAGUGACGGGGUCUGCAAUGCUCAGCU
This is a messenger RNA of Alternaria rosae, 4487 nucleotides long. RefSeq lists its product as uncharacterized. The record is from RefSeq and is a predicted model, not a curated record. Lineage: Eukaryota; Fungi; Ascomycota; Dothideomycetes; Pleosporales; Pleosporaceae. The transcript is spliced from 7 exons. Gene Ontology annotation, biological process: protein desumoylation. Gene Ontology annotation, cellular component: nucleus; cytoplasm. Bases 107 to 4351 code for a protein of 1414 amino acids. Gene Ontology annotation, molecular function: SUMO-specific endopeptidase activity.